AUGGUCCAGAAGUUGACCAGAGGCUGUCCCAGUCUGCUCUACGUGAACCUCUCCUGCACCAACGUCACAAACCAGGCGCUCAGAGAACUCUGGAGAAACUGCUUAAAUCUCCAGUACCUCAGUGUGGCUUACUGCUCCGGUUUCACAGACCAGGGUUUUCUUCACCUCACGACUGGACGCGGAUGUCGGAAUCUGGUCCACCUCAACUUGUCCGGCUGCACUCAGAUGACGGUGAGUGGAUUCCGAUACAUCUCCGCUGGAUGCCCCUCUCUCAAAGAAAUAGUGAUCAAUGACAUGCCCACACUGUCCGACAGCUGCGUGUUGGCUCUUUUGUCCGGGUGUCACAGUAUUUCCACUGUGUGUCUGUUGGAUGCACCCAAUCUUUCCGACAUCGCUCUCACCGCCGUUGCAGAUGUGGCCAAGCUGCGGUCCUUCAAUAUUGAGGGGAAUAACCAGGUAUCGGAGGUGAGCUGGAAGGCCCUGUGCAGCCGCUCCGGGGGGCUUCGCAGACUCCACGCCGCUGAGUGCUACAGACUGAACGACAGCAGUCUGAAACAUGUCGGGACGCUCCGGCACCUGCUGCACCUCGACAUCUCCAUGUGCUGCAAUGUGGGGAACGCAGGGAUCAAGCACCUGACCGAGGGCGAGUCGGCUGCUAAACUCCGAGAGCUGAAUAUAAGUCACUGUAGUCGUGUCACGGAUUCAGCUGUGGAGAAGAUCGCUCUGAGAAUGAGUCAGCUUUACCAUCUGAACCUGAGUCACUGUGCACGCCUAAGCGACAGAGCCCUGGAGGCCCUCAGUGACAGCUCCAUCCGCUCUCUGGACAUCAGCGGCUGCAGCAUCCAGGACCAGGGCCUGGCUGCUUUGGAGAGGGUCCACUUGAGGAAGAUCGUUCUGGCUGAGUGCAUCUGUGUCACUGAUGUUGGCAUUGAGAACCUCUGCAGGAAUGUCAAAUAUUUAGAGGACGUUGACAUCUCACAUUGUACAGCUCUGACGGACCGGGCCGUUAGAACGCUGUUCUUCUACUGCAGAGGCCUGACUGCACUGAAGAUGGCCGCCUGCAGACAGAUGACAGAUAUGGCCAUCCACUACUUGACCACAGGAGCUCCGUACCUCAGGCAUCUGGACGUGAGCGGCUGUAUUCAUUUGACCGAUCGCAGCGUCCACCACUUGGAAAGAAUCUGUCCUCCUCUGUGCUCUAUUUCAAUGGACUGCUGCAGGGGUAUCUCCAGGUCGGCAGCACUGAGACUAGAGCCCUUUGUGGAUCACUGGGAGCACAGCCACGACAAUCCCAGACACUGGAUGAGCGUGAAGGGCCCGCCGCUUGUGGUUCACCCGGUUAAGACUGAAGGGAAAGGGGAAGACAAGGACAGCUCGCCACGCAGAAGAGCAGCCAGUACCUAA
Molecule: messenger RNA, 1404 nt
Organism: Knipowitschia caucasica
Lineage: Eukaryota; Metazoa; Chordata; Actinopteri; Gobiiformes; Gobiidae
Source: the annotation of a GenBank genome assembly